This is a messenger RNA of Aspergillus candidus, 953 nucleotides long. RefSeq names its product D-aminoacyl-tRNA deacylase. Lineage: Eukaryota; Fungi; Ascomycota; Eurotiomycetes; Eurotiales; Aspergillaceae. Gene Ontology annotation, molecular function: D-tyrosyl-tRNA(Tyr) deacylase activity. The record is from RefSeq and is a predicted model, not a curated record. Gene Ontology annotation, biological process: tRNA metabolic process. The transcript is spliced from 6 exons. Gene Ontology annotation, cellular component: cytoplasm. The coding region runs from base 312 to 914 and encodes 200 amino acids.
GCAUAGUUCAACCCGUGUUAUGCGGAUGCUAGACUUCGACAGUGGAUAUCGCCCAGUUAAUUGAUCACUCUGUUUAUUUUUUGUUACCGUGAUAGCUGUAGAGAAAUCUUCACUGCUGAUCUGUGCAUAACUUUUGGAUCCAAAUUGUACCUGGGAUGGUGGUAUGUGCAUGACAGCUAUCCGUUCCAAACACCGACCGCUCUCCAAUACUAUCAGGCUGGCGAUACGACUUGGGUUCCCAUCUCAAUCCCUUGUUAUCCGUCCUAUAACCUAUACCAGUUCCGCCCUCUUCCCGAACCAUACCCCGCAAUAUGAAGGCGGUCCUCCAACGAGUCAAGUCGGCCUCCGUCACCGUCGAUGAGAAACUGGUGUCUUCAAUAGGCAAAGGCAUUUUGGUACUGGCGGGAGUGGGCAAGGGGGAUACCGAAAAGGACGCAGAUUCGCUCAUCAACCGCAUACUGAAGGCCCGACUCUGGCCAGACGAAGGUAGCGGCGGACAGUGGAAGAAGAAUGUCCAGGAUCUCGAAGGGGAGAUACUCUGCGUGUCGCAAUUUACACUCUAUGGCCAAUUGAAAAAAGGCAGCAAGCCCGACUUCCAUGAUGCUGCCGAUGUGGAGACCGCGCGCCGACUAUACGACUACUUCUUCCAACGACUGUGCGCAGCCUACAAGCCCGAAAGGGUAAAAAAUGGCGUCUUCCAGGCAAUGAUGGAUGUCGAAUUGAAGAACGACGGGCCGGUGGGUGUAAAUUACCGCAGUGCAGAUGCAGCGGUCACCAUCGAGAUUAAUACCCAACUGCCGAAGAAGGAGAAGAAGAAGCCUAACGAGGGGAGCGAGUCGCAGACCCCGGCGGAGUCGACCGAGGACGAUAAGAAAAGCUAUGAGUUCAAACUCCCCGCUUCGUUACUCGAGUAAGAGAGGGAGUGUCGUCAUCCCAGCGAUCCAAGUAUAGAG